Suillus paluster is the source of this 621-nucleotide messenger RNA. RefSeq lists its product as uncharacterized. The transcript is spliced from 4 exons. The record is from RefSeq and is a predicted model, not a curated record. Bases 1 to 621 code for a protein of 206 amino acids. Lineage: Eukaryota; Fungi; Basidiomycota; Agaricomycetes; Boletales; Suillaceae.
AUGGAGGUGGAAAAAGUUGUUGAAGAGGAAGUGCUCAACCUCCAGGAUAAAAACACCCCAGUGAAUCAGAAUCAGACCUCAAAGACAAAGAAGAGGGAUAAAAUGCCUCAUAAUGAUGCCAUUGAUGCUAUUCACAAUGCUUCACAUCAAGAUAGUCACACUGCACAUGCAUUAGACACUGACAAGAAAGGCAACUUGUUAAAAAUAUUCUUACCUCCUGGUGGAAUCACAUCUGCAAGCAUCAGAAUGAUCACAAGUCUUGUUACUUCUGACAAGGCAUAUGCAACAGAGGAUGAAUGUCGUCAACUUGGGGAAUUUUGGCUGUGGUUUCAGGACUUUACUGGGAUUUGGAAAUCUCCAUUUAUUUUACAAAAAUCCAUGGCCCACUUACACUACAUUUUAGACACUAUUAAAAUACCUGCACUUGACAGCAACAAUUUCUGUCCCAGUGUUGCCCUUGCUCUUGCAGCUGUUGUGGUCAAAUGUGCCUUCACACUUCUUGCUGAAAACAGCAUCACCUUUGAGGUUGUUGAACCUUCUGAAAAGGGUAAGAAGAAAGCCAUUGAUCCACAGGAAAAUGGAAAGGCUAGUGUGUAUGAGGCAUUUUCAAAGGAACACUAG